CUUGGGCAGUGCCAGGCGCCUGGCUGGGGUUGGGCAAGGCCGUCCCUCCGCGAGGCCCCUCCUGCCGCGGGCUGCGUGGGGACGAAAACCCGAAGUGGAUUCCUCGGCUCCGGGCUGCGGCGCCGGGGCGGGUGGCCGCACUGGGCAUGUGCGAGCGUGCUCAGUCCCGGGCCGGCCUCCCGAGGUUGCAGGGAGCCGGCCGGCGGCGGCGGCGGCUGGAGCCGGAGUCGGAGCCGGAGCCUGAGCUGCUGCUGCCGCGGCUGCCGCCAGUGCGGGCGCGGCGGGCGGCGGGGCUCUCUCUGGAACUCGCUGCACUUUUGGAACGUUGAUACAUUGUGCCGCGCGCCGCGCGCUCUCAUUGGCCGCCGGGCCCGGCCACGCGCUGCUCCGAUUUGCCCCGCGGCCCGCCGGGCUCGGAGCGUUCCGGAGGGAGCCCGGGCAGCUCCUCAGCUCCGCUUCCGAGGGCGGCCCCGGCCCCGGCCUCAGCGUGCGGGCCGCUGCGGGCGGGCGAUGGCCCUGCGGCCUCUCGGGAGUCUUUGUGGCCUGGGGCAGCGGCGGCGGCGGCGGCGGCUGCUGCGGGGAGCCUGAGAGCGGCGGCGGCGUGUGGAUGGGCCCCGGGAGUCCCGCACCAUGGAGGGGGUGCUCUACAAGUGGACCAACUACCUGAGUGGUUGGCAGCCUCGGUGGUUUCUUCUCUGUGGGGGGAUAUUAUCUUAUUAUGACUCCCCCGAAGACGCGUGGAAGGGCUGCAAAGGAAGCAUCCAAAUGGCGGUCUGUGAAAUUCAAGUUCACUCCGCAGAUAACACCCGGAUGGAUCUGAUCAUACCUGGGGAGCAGUACUUCUACCUGAAGGCCAGAAACGUGGCAGAGAGACAGCGGUGGCUGGUGGCCCUGGGCUCAGCCAAGGCUUGCCUCACGGACAGCAGGGCCCAGAAGGAGAAAGAGUUCACUGAAAACACGGAGACCUUGAAAACCAAGAUGUCGGAGCUCAGGCUGUACUGUGACCUCCUCGUGCAGCAGGUGAACAGAACAAAAGAAGCCACAGCGGCCAGCGUGGGGGACGUGAAGGAGGGGAUCGACGUGGGCACUCUGCUGAAGUCAACCUGCAACACUUUUCUGAAGACACUGGAAGAAUGUAUGCAGGUUGCGAAUGCGGCCUUCACAUCAGAGCUGCUGUACCGGACCCCCCCGGGCUCCCCCCAGCUGGCGGUGCUCAAGCCCAGUAAGACGAAACUUCCCAUCAUGCCGAUUCACAGUGCUCUGGAAAGGCAGAUAGAAUUGAACAGCUGUGAAAAUGGGUCCUUAAAUACGGAAACGAGCAAUUCCGAAGAAACCCUAAUUAAAAGCAAGAUCCCUUUAUGUACGAAGCCUACCGAGAAGGGGAACCGCUCGUCAACUGAAGAGCAUGCAGAAGAUCAUUUAAUAGUCCAGAGUGAUGGAAUCAAGGAUGAUGGAGAAAGAGACGUGGAAGCGCCUCCUGAGAGUGACGUGGAGCCCCCAUGGGAGCAUCCCAGGGGCAUGAAUCCUGUAAGUGAAUCUCCUGGGGCACCACUGGAAGAGGAAAAGGAGUUGGUCCAGACUUUCUUCAGUGCCAUGAAUACAAGCUUUAGCGACAUUGAACUCCUGGAAGACAGCGGCAUCCCCACCGAAGCAUUCCUGGAGUCGUGCUACGCCAUAGUUCCGGUUCUCGAUAAACUUGGCCCGACAGUCUUUGCUCCUGUUAAAAUGGACCUUGUUGGAAAUAUUAAGAAAGUUAAUCAGAAGUACAUCACCAACAAGGAAGAGUUUACCACCCUCCAAAAGAUCGUGCUGCAUGAAGUGAGGGCGGACGUAGCUCAGGUCAGGAACUCGGCCACGGAGGCCCUCUUGUGGCUAAAGAGAGGACUGAAGUUUUUGAAGGGUUUCUUGACGGAAGUGAAGAAUGGAGAAAAGGAUAUCCAGACGGCCCUCAACAAUGCCUACGGCAAGACGUUGCGGCAGCACCACGGAUGGGUGGUUCGAGGCGUCUUUGCGCUAGCACUAAGGGCAGCUCCAUCCUACGAAGAUUUCGUGGCGGCGCUGACCAUCCGGGAAGGGGACCAUCGCAAAGAGGCCUUUAGCCUCGGGAUGCAGAGAGACCUGAACCUUUACCUGCCAGCCAUGGAGAAGCAGCUGGACGUCCUGGACAGCCUGUAUGAAGCCCACGGUCUGGAGUCUAAUGAAGUGGUCUGACCACCGUGGACCAGUGCCUCCUCACAACUUCAGGGAAUGACACGGGAUCCGAUCUUGGCUUUCCAAGGCUCACUUCCAUCAGCCUCCUCCUUCCUCCCCCUGCUUCCCCCUGGCAAGUGACGGGGCCAGGCGGAGCCCCCCACCCUUCUGUGUCAAAACUCCCAAUGCCCGCACAUCUGUGUGUGUAAGGACCCAGGUGCUAUGUCCUGGUUCUGAGGGCCCGUCAGGCACCAGAUUGUCCAGGGGGCCCUGGCGUGUGCUCUGACCGACCCACACGAGGCCAGGAGGUCGGCCCUCACCAUCCUCAUCUCAGAGGCUAAACUGGGCAUGAGUUCUUUGACAAAGAUUAACGUUUGCAGGGGAUUGUUUGCACCUCUCCCAGACUUCAGCCAAUAAUGUUUUUGAGAUGAUUGAAAACAGAUGCUAACAGAGGCGCCAUCCCCCUUUGUUCUCUCCUCCUAUUUCACCUUCUCUGCGGAUGCUUCCUUGGCUGUGGCCCAGAGCAUCCUCCACGUAUCUGGGGGCUCAGACCCCGGAGGAUGGCCCUGUCCUCUCUGGAUCACCACACCCACCUGGUCCUGCCCCAGGGGAAGUCAGGAAGAAACAGGAAUAACCGCGGUGGUCAUCACGGCUCACCUUCUUGUAACGCUCUCCCCGACAGAGGGCUUCCCCAGCAUUCUCUUGGAGUAAUGUAGGUGCCGUGUCCAUUUACAGUGGAAGAAACUGAGUCAGAUGGAGGUGAUGCUUAGAAUGCAUCUCCUAUAUGGAGGCCUGCUCUCUCAUUGGGGUGAGUGGGCCGAGGCCUUCUCCUUCACGGGAUGAUCACCUAGCAGGUGUGCUCCCCAAUUUCUGUGUUUCCCAUCUGGUUUGCGUGCAGAUGAGCAUCACAAAGGCAGCUUGGGGACAGUGACCUCGCGGCAGACCUCCCAGAGGAACACAAGCCUCCCUGAGACACACACACAGAGCCCUCCUUUUCUCCCAAAGCUUCCUGCAGAAGGACAUCAUUCCCAUCG
Molecule: messenger RNA, 3224 nt
Organism: Phascolarctos cinereus (koala)
Lineage: Eukaryota; Metazoa; Chordata; Mammalia; Diprotodontia; Phascolarctidae
Gene: PLEKHA8
Product: pleckstrin homology domain containing A8
Biological process (GO): ceramide transport; intermembrane lipid transfer
Cellular component (GO): cytosol; cytoplasm; membrane
Molecular function (GO): ceramide 1-phosphate transfer activity; ceramide 1-phosphate binding
Source: RefSeq, a predicted model, not a curated record